CAUCUCGCGAUACCGCAGAUGAGUCACGCGGCCGGGAGUGCCCGCACCUGUGUGGGGUUCUCCUGCUGUCAGAGGCUCGGGCGGCCUCCUCGAUGGUGACUGGAGGACGAGCUGCGUGGGCUGGCGCUGCGGUAUGAUGGCCACUUACUGCAAGAUGAUGCUCAUAAUACUGCUUAUUUUUCAAGAACAUCUAAUAGCAAGUGCUUAUAAUGAAGAAGAGGAUAUACCUAGUGAAUGGCUUCUCCUUCAUGUGGUUCAAGGCCAGAUUGGUGCUGGAAACUACAGCUACUUGAGGCUAAAUCAUGAAGGGAAGAUAGUGCUUCAAAUGCAGAGUUUAAAAGGUGAUGCAGACUUGUAUGUGUCUGAUGUGACCCUUCAUCCCAGUUUUGAUGAUUAUGAAUUACAAUCUGUAACUUGUGGUCAAGAUGUGGUUCAUGUGCCAGCACACUUUCGCCGUCCAGUGGGAAUAGGGAUUUAUGGCCAUCCAUCUCACUUGGAAAGUGACUUUGAAAUGAAAGUGUACUAUGAUCGAACAGUUGUAGAAUCUCCAUUUGGUGGUGGCACCUACAAUCCAGAAGAUAGGGAGGUGACUCAGAAACAGUUUCAUACAACAGAAGAUGAGUCUCAGGAUGAAGAAUCAGUAUUCUGGACUAUAUUGAUUGGAAUACUAAAAUUAAUACUUGAGAUUCUCUUCUAGAUCUAUUAGCUAAACAGUUAGUCUUUGGGUGUGGACAAUCUCUUAAACUGAAUGAAUGCUGUUUUAUGAGCAUCAGUACUAUCUGGUAUGUUCUGUGCUAGCAAGGGGGAAAUAAAGCCAUAACUAAUUUUGUAUUCUACACUUUUCCUAGAGCUACACUGUAGCAUGCACUGUAUUUGUACAGUUUUCCUUCAACUGGAUCAGGAAAGAAUGUUCUAAUUCAUUGUGACUUUGCAUACAAGUUAAUUUCUUUAUAAAGAUUUUGGAAAUUUUAGGAAUACAAAUCUGCAUGCAGUAUUUCAUCACAUUUAUAAACUACAGAACUUUUCUCUCCUAUGAAUCAACCAGGACAAAGUUCCAUUUUAAAAGGCUAAUAACCUCUGGAACAUGAAGACUAUUCAAUGGUGUUAUGUUUCAUUAUGUACUGAAAAGGAAAUACUAUUUCUGAAAUGGGAAUUAACAGCUUCCAUAUGGGAAAGGAACAUUUCCAAUGUUCACUGUUAUGUAUGCACAGGAAAAAAGCAGUAUUCCUUACUAAAAUUCUAAAGAAGUCUUGUUCAUACCUGGUCUUAUCACGUAAUUUACAGAGGAACUUGAACUCAAAGAUCAGAUCCAUUUCAAGAACAAGCUUCAGCAAUGGAAGCACACUUAAGCAGACAUUUCAAAAUUCUCCUUUCAACAAUUUUUUAAAGAGAUACUCACUGAAGUAGUAACUUGUACCAAAUUCCAGAUUUUAGAGCUCUUUUUCUAGCAUGCUCUUUUAAAAAUUACUGUUUCUAAUGUAUGUAACAGCAGCCUAAUCUGCUGGAGUGGACAGAGACCUAAUUACUCCUAUUCUUGGAGCUAGAAUGAGGGUAGGGAUCCCUCAGGCAAAAUUGCUUCCCUUGAACAAGAUAAGCUUGUUCUUUGCACACCUUUUUCUUACUGAACUCAGACUCUAACACUAUAUGCUUCAUAGAGCAGAUAUUUUUCUUGUGAAGUGUUGGACAUUGCCACUCUUUCUGAUUAAUUACCAACUAGUGACCUAACUCUUUCCUUUGAGUAAGACAGAGAACAAUAGUGAUUGCUAUGCAAUAAAUAAGUCAGCUAUAUUUUCUAUAUAGAAAGGAUUGCUGUGUAGCAAUGAAUUCAUAGAAUAAAUCAUACAUUUACAAAAUA
Varanus komodoensis (Komodo dragon) is the source of this 1855-nucleotide messenger RNA. It is a transcript of the gene CUNH6orf120, whose product is annotated as chromosome unknown C6orf120 homolog. The coding region runs from base 134 to 697 and encodes 187 amino acids. The record is from RefSeq and is a predicted model, not a curated record. The transcript has 2 exons. Lineage: Eukaryota; Metazoa; Chordata; Lepidosauria; Squamata; Varanidae.